Messenger RNA from Haemonchus placei, 2550 nucleotides. The record is from the annotation of a GenBank genome assembly. Lineage: Eukaryota; Metazoa; Nematoda; Chromadorea; Rhabditida; Trichostrongylidae.
AUGCGAGGGCGGGCGGUUGCCAUCAAUAUGCCCUUGUGCAGCGAUGAUUGCUAUGUUCAAAUCAACAUUUACGGUACGAGCCUCGAAGGACUUCGUGAAGAAGGAGUUGACGUCAAGCAUAUUCUCGAGCAUAUUGGUCAUCGCUCGAUUGUUAUGGACGUGCCCAUUGUUUCGUCAUCUAAAGGAUUCCGUGGUCAUUCCAGCAAUGGGAAUGAUGAAGAGCACGAUAAAGUCGUUAAAGUUACAGUAAAAUCUGAAUCUGUCGAAGCAGUUGCAUCAAUCACUUCUUCUGGAAAUAGAUCUAUUGACGAAGAGAAAAGAACUGACAAAAAUGGAGGUUCUUUUGAAAAUUUCAUACUUGGUCGUCCUUGCGAUGGAUCUCAUGCAGUUGCUCAUCUGAGUAAGGAUCGCUCACUGUCAAUUAGAGAGACGCUAGCAAGUUAUCCUAAAAGCAGUGAUACAGCUCAAUCAGGAACUAGUCAGAAUGUAGAUGAAGAAACCUUGUUCCAAGACUGCAUAGAUGAUUUUGACGAGGUCAAAAGACACUCAAUCUCGCCCAUAGAUCCAUCUGGACAGAUAUCGGAAGCUGUUGAGGUCUCCACUGCCAUGUUGGAAGAUGAAAAUGAUUCACCACCUUGUACGACUCGAAAAACUACUAAUGCCCAAGGAGAUCUUAUGCCGGGCUACGCUAAUGAGGGAAAUACCGCUCAAACAAAUCCAUUUGCUACCACUACUCAUGCCAUGGAAAUAGAAAACCCUGACGAUAAUGACGAAACCUUGGUCGCAAAUCUUCCCCUUUCGCAUCAUAUUCGGCGAAUAAUUGAAUCAAACAGUGAGGAUGUGGAGUCUGUUUUAAAUACUGCAAUGAUAUGCUAUGAAAUCGAAGAUGACCCAGAAAGAGCUCACUAUUUGCAUACGAGUGACUCUAGACCUACGCACGGUUCAAGGAAAAGAGCAUUCGAUGAAGCCAAUUUGGCUAAGGAUUUUCCUAUGCAAGAAGCAGUAGUAGCUACAUGUGGUACUCAUGAUGAUGGCCAUUCCCAAGAUGAAUGUCAGAGCAGUUUAAUUAGGGAAACAGGUUCCCUAAGCAUAACUGUAGAUUCACCCCCUUCAAAUGUGCAGGACCUAAAUAAUCAAAUGGCUGCAGCUGUCAGCUCAUCAUGUCUGUCGCCAAAGAUGGCAGUUGGCUUCCAAUUUGAUCACUUGAAUAAUGCUGAAAAUUCAACAGCUGAAUCCAUUGCACUUUCCGAAGAACCCAACUACAAACGUGCGCAUCUUCUGACGGAUGGCAUCGAUCAGUGCAAGUUUAAAGAACAGGAUAACCGCUCUUCCGAGGGUUGCGGUAAAGAGUUGGUGUAUCGACGUCGUUAUGGGAAACUUCGUUUACUCGAUCACGUUCGCACUCACUUCAGUAAAGCUGUCAAGUUAUGCAAAGUCUGUGACUACAAAGCACCUUGUCCGAGAAGCGUCUACCGUCAUCAUAAAGUUAAGCAUGGAGAUCUGCCAUAUACAGGACCAGCAUCUGCAGAGACCAAGAACGACAUGGAGCAACUUCUUCAACUUUAUAAGCAGUGUUUUCCAGAUGAUCGAGUCAACGACACGGAUCCUCCGACGGGCCAUCGUGGAGUUGUCAAAAACUAUCCGACCCUCGAAGAAGUAGAACGAUCAGAAACGUCAUCAUCAAUCGAAGUCUCUGAACAAUCUCCUUUAGAAGCACCCAAAGCAUUUAGUGACAUGAUAUUCGAUGAUAUUCUCUGUGAAUGCAGCGAAAUCUGCGAUGGUUUGGAGGGCAUCGGAUCUGGAUGGUCUUGCACGACUGAUCUCAAUGGAAUUCCUGUAAUGAACGAAGCUGAGGGGAGGUCGAACAUAAUUGGGAAAGAAAGUCCUAAAAUCUAUACCGAACUGCAAGCACCAACGCACGCUUCUCUUCCUCCUAAUAGAGAUAGUGUAGUGGAUGGAGGUCACAGUAGUUGGAUCUUCACUGUUCCCAGAGAAGAUUACCACCUAGAAGCAGGUUCUGAGGAGAUUCCGAAGUUUAAUGAUGAUCCUAAUGAUUACAACUGUGGCUUGGAUCCAGACAAGACGACUCCGAGUUCAGAAAAAAUGAAAGAUAGUCUUCGUAGAAGUCGUACUCAACAAGUACUGGAGGAUUCAGAAAAACUCAACUGUAAGCGUCAAGAAAACGAUGGUUCUACUUCGGCAAGAAGCGACAACAAACUGAAGUCCUUGCUUAAGGCUGGAGAAUUGUCCACCACCUUUGAGUGUCGUUUGCUGGGUUGUGCACGUAAACUAAAGUGGUACCCACGGAUGGGUAGAAAUCGUUUAGUUGAUCAUGUACGAACACAUUGGAAAAGGAAUGUCAAGAAGUGCAAACUAUGCGACUACAAAUCGGAUGCUCUGAGAAACGUACAUCGUCAUCACAUGAGUGAACAUACUGACAAACCGUUCAUGGGAGUCAUCUCGUGCGAGACUGAGGAUGAUUUGAAGGACCUACAACGUUUGUACGUUCAAUGUUUCCCUGGUGUGUUUUCAAAAAUCUUUCAAGUGUAA